Molecule: messenger RNA, 2661 nt
Organism: Hemisphaericaspora subhashii
Lineage: Eukaryota; Fungi; Ascomycota; Pichiomycetes; Serinales; Debaryomycetaceae
Exons: 1
Coding region: 1-2661 (886 amino acids)
Biological process (GO): protein folding in endoplasmic reticulum
Cellular component (GO): EMC complex
Source: RefSeq, a predicted model, not a curated record
AUGAGGUUUCAUAAUUGGUCGGUAGUUCUACUAUUCAUAUCAAUUGCUCAUGCAGUUUUAUUAGAUGACGCAUUUUCCAAUAAAGAAACCAUCAAUUAUAUAUAUCGACAAUUAUCCCAGAUUCAAUUAAUCAAUAAUGAUAUAAUCAUAGGUCGAACCAUUAUUGGGAAUCAAUUAGUUGGGAUUGAUGUCAAGGGGAGUAAUUCGAUUAAUUGGAAGAUUGAUUUGGAUAAUUUUGGAAAUCAUACCAGUGGACUUGAAUAUAUUUCUUCGGAUACGAAAGUUUAUGUAUAUGAUGGACAACAAUCAGAAAUCUAUCAAAUUGAUGGUAUGACGGGUAGAUUAAAGGUGAUUGAAUUAGAAAAUGAGCCAAUUCAAUUGGCGGAUGAUAAGCAUGGGAUGUUUGUUGUUGAUUCACAUGGGGGGCUCUCUUAUAUUGACCAUGAGACUGGAUCAAUCAGCAAGAUUGAAUGUCAAGAAGAUGUUCAAUUCCUUAGAGUAGAUGGGAUGAGAAAUGGAUAUACGUAUUUAAUCAUCAAUGAUUCGAGAUUGAAGAAAUUAUCAACCCAGAAAAAAGUGAUUGUAGAUACAGAAAUUUCAGUUGGUGGUGGUUCAAUUAAACAAUUUAAAUCCGGGAUAAUUGUAUCUGAAAAUGAUCAAUUAUUUAGAUUUAAUGAUAAAAAGAAAUCAUUUGAUAGGAUAGAAAAUGAUGCAUAUAAGAAUUUAAUAGUUAUUGAUGAAAAUUAUUUAUAUUCAAUAUUAAUUGAUUCAAUUAAAAUCAUUACCAUCAAAAACAACAACAAAGUUGAAUUAGUUGAAGAAAUCCCCAUUAAAAGAAAUUCCAAAAUUGAUUUAUUAAGUUCUUCAUUAAAUGAUUUCAUAAUUAUUUCCGAUAUGAUAGGUACAAGAUCAAUCUAUGAUUUAACUGAUUUAUUAAUCACCAAAGAUGUUAAUAGUAUUCGAAAAUUCAAUAUCAAAACCGAUAAACAAUUCCAACAUGAUUUCCUUACCACUGAAAACAAUGAAUUAUAUUUACUUUCAUUAAAUUCUAGUCUUUUCGGGGAAUUACAUAGUUUAUUUGAUGGGAAUUUAUUCAAAAAGAUCAAACCUGCUAAUCAUCAAUAUCUGUCGAAAACCAAUUCAUAUAUAAUAAUCAAUCAACCAGAUUUAGAAAGUACCAUACAUGAAGUUCAACUGAUUUUACAAGAAGCUGAUACUGGAUUCAUAUUCACAAAUUGGAUCCAUCGAGUCAGGAGACACUUGGUUGAAUUAGGGAGAUUUAUAGUCUCAUUAGCCAAACCCUCAUUAGUUAAUCAAGGGGCUAAAAUUAAUGAAUUUGGAUUUGAUAAAUUGAUUAUAUUUUUCGAUGAGGAUCAUAAACAAUUAGUGGCGAUUAAAUCGAGUAAUGGAGAAGUAUUUUGGGUUUCGGAACAUAUUAAUGAUAAUUUCAUUUCUUUAAACCUGGUUGGGAAAGAAGCUGAAGAGGAAGACAUUCUUGUUAUUUUUGAUUCGUAUGUUCUUGUGGUGAAUAGUCAUAAUGGAGAGGUUGUUCAACGGAUACCUAAUAAUAAUCAAUAUGUUGAAGUUGUCAAUGUUCAAGGAGAUGGGUUUGCUUUAAGAACGAAGAAUAAUAAAUAUUUAUUACCUAGAGCUAUUAAUGAAGAUGCGUUUUUCACUACCCAAGUGUCUGAUCAUGAAAUUAUAGGACAAAUCAUCCCCGCUAAACAAGUGUUAUCACGACAAACAUGGAAAUUCGGAUUUGAUAAUGAGAAUGAAAAGAUAAUUGCCGUUGCCAAAAUCCCUUCGGAAUCAACCACAGCCUCGUUGGGGAUUCCAUUAGUCGACAAAACGGUAUUAUACAAAUAUUUAAAUCCAAAUCUUAUAUCAAUAUUAACCCAGCAAUCCACCGUCUUGAAAUUAUAUCUCCUCGAUGGAAUCACCGGGAAUUUAUUACACACCUAUUCCCAUGACCCCAAUCUCAUCAUCGACCCCGAAUCAAUCAAAAUCAUCAUGGAUGAUAAUUGGAUAAUAUAUACCUAUUUCACCAAAUCCCCAAAACUCGAACAACGAAUCACCGUCGUCGACUUAUUCCACUCCUCCAACCCUUCUUCCACUUCCUCCACCUCAAAUCUAAACACCACCACCAAGAUCGGCACCAUCAGUUCAAAAUCAUUCAUAUAUCCAGAACGUAUCCUCUCCCUCACCUCCACCCAAUCCAUUCAUGGCAUCACGACAAAAUCAAUCCUCGCCAUAACCGAAAGCGGGAAUUUGGUAGAAAUACCAAAAUAUAUCCUAAAUUCCCGCAGGAUUGAUGAUCGACAUCUUACAGCUGAGGAUUUCCAGAAUGAUUAUAGGAUGACGGCGUAUGAUCCUAUCGUUGCUAAGAAUAAUUAUCAGACUUUGAAUCAUAAACAACAACUAGACACAGGUGGGAAGAUAUUAAUAAAACCAACCCAUUAUGAAUCAAGUAUUGUCGUUUGUUAUUAUGGAACCGGGGUGCAAUAUUGUAGUAUACUCCAACCUAGUGGAUCAUUUGAUUUCUUGUCUCAGGGGUUUGAUAGGGUGAAGUUAUUGAUUACGUUGGUGGUAUUGGUGGUAGGCGUGGUGAUUAGUAAACCGUUUGUGUUUAAUAAGAAAUUGAAUUCAGAGUGGAUAGAUUAG